Messenger RNA from Colletotrichum acutatum, 1677 nucleotides. Its product is annotated as cytochrome P450. NCBI's taxonomy places the organism in Eukaryota, Fungi, Ascomycota, Sordariomycetes, Glomerellales, Glomerellaceae. The record is from RefSeq and is a predicted model, not a curated record. The transcript has 3 exons. Gene Ontology annotation, molecular function: heme binding; oxidoreductase activity, acting on paired donors, with incorporation or reduction of molecular oxygen; steroid hydroxylase activity. The coding region runs from base 1 to 1677 and encodes 558 amino acids.
AUGGACGAUCAUGAGAUUCCAUUCACUCAUCAAAUCAGACUGAUUCUACUAAGAAUCAGUUCUUGGCCAGUAUUUCACGUUUUUAACUGCUUUCUGCUGGUAAUUUUUGGUGUCUGUAUCUGCACCUACAUCUUCACAUCAUGCCGUUUCUACCUUAACAGCAAGAAGAACCGCCAAUUUCGAGGAAAUGAGCCGCCUACUUUGGCAUAUUGGUUGCCAUGGGUUGGUAAUGGCAUUCAGAUGAUCAGAGAUCCUCAUAAGUUCUAUGAGGAAACACUUGCCAAAAGACCAACAAAAGGACCAGUAACUAUGCGCCUAGGUCCCAUUUCCAUGUACCUCGUUAUGGGCGCCUCGAACAUCCAAGCAAUUUUUCGACAGUCUAGCAGUCUUUCGUUCGAGUUUAUGCAGCUGCGGAUCGCACACAAGGUCAAAGGUCUUCCAGCCAGCGAUGUCGCCCUUCUGGGGAUGGACGACUCAGGGGCUGGCACUCUCAACCAGUCUGAGACCGGAGUCGUGGGGAAAGGGCGCAUUUGGCACAUACUCCAUGGGAUAUACCUCAAGAACCUUACAGAAAAGUCUGCCGUAGACUUUCUGACGGCCAAAUUUGUCUUCGAGUUUUCCGAACAGCUCAAGACUUGUCCAGAGGGCGCAUCAGCCCCAGCGGUUGUCGGCUUAUACGAUUUCCUACAGACGUACCAAUUCGCUGCAUCGACAAUCACUUUGGUCGGUCCGCGAAUUCUCCAAAAGGGCUCGUUGGAAGCCAAGACAUUCUGGGACUACGAUGCUGCCUUCAUGACACUCAUGCAAGGGCUACCAAAGCUAGUGUGUCGCAAAGGCUGGGCAGCGCGCGACCGCACUCUUGAAGCCACCAAAGACUGGCUCGCGGCAGCAACUGCUGGUUGUCCUCUAGACAGCGAUGCUGACUGGGAAGAGAACUUUGGUCACAGGCUCGUGCGUGAGCGGAAUGCUGCACUCGCCGACUACGGUAUCAGCUUCGAAGGACGUGCGGCAAUGCAUAUGGGCCUGAUUUGGGCCAUCAAUGCUAACGCCGUUCCUAUGACCGCCUACAUGUUAUUCGAGAUGGUCCAAGACCCGCAACUCCUCCCAAGAAUCCGCGCCGAGGUCAAGACCGCCUUAGUCGUGGGUACGAAUUCGACAUCGGUAUUCGAUAUCGAUAUCACGAAGCUAGCGGCUCUGCCUUUGCUGAAUUCCGUUUACAACGAGUGCCUGCGUCUGCGCUCGAGCAUUCCCAUCUCGCGGCGUCUGCGGCAAGACAUCGAGAUUGACGGAUACACACUCAAGAAGGACAACUUCAUCCUGGCACCCAGUUGGCUAUCACACAUCGACGAGGCAGUAUGGGCGUUCCCAGGCCACCCAGCACGCACCUUUUGGGCCGAGCGUUUCUUGCAGCCAGAAAUGCGCAAAGUCAAGCUGGGCGACUACUGUCCGUACGGUGGUGGGAGCGUCAUCUGCCCUGGUAGGUUCUUCGCCAAGCAUGAGAUUCUAGCGGCGGUUGCGAUGAUGGUCACCACUUUUGACAUGGAGUUCGUGCGCUGGUCGCGUUUAGAUGGGUCACCGGCGGACAGAGGUCCGGGCAUGGAGGGGGCGGAGUGUCGAGGUGUUGUAAGUCUCGAUAGAGAUGCUACGGUGAAGAUGCAGAAGCGGAAAUUGCUAUGA